AUGCGUCUUCCAAUUUUCCUUCUGACUCUUGCUGUCAUGGCCACUGCCACCAUCUACUGGAAACAUCCAGUUAAAGAUGCAAACCAAGAAUUCGAGUAUCAGUUGAAGCUUAUCGCCGACGCACUGUAUAUCCAGGAUAUCGAUUUAUACGAGAAGCUUGUUGAUGCCAAUAUCAUAGUGGCACAAGCUAUCAUCAUUAAGUACGUUAAUUCAAAGGCUGAAUAUAUUCACUCGGCGAGUAAAACCGCAGACGGAGGUCUCAUCGCUGUCGCAGAAUCGACAACUGCCGUUGAUGAAAGGGUCAAGAGAAUCUAUUUUAAGUGGGAGUUGAACGCUGAGAGUCCAAGUGGCUACAAGCUGAUGGUCUGCAGUUUCUGUUCGCUAACCGGGUGCUAA
Messenger RNA from Caenorhabditis remanei, 396 nucleotides. RefSeq lists its product as uncharacterized. NCBI's taxonomy places the organism in Eukaryota, Metazoa, Nematoda, Chromadorea, Rhabditida, Rhabditidae. The transcript has 3 exons. The record is from RefSeq and is a predicted model, not a curated record. Bases 1 to 396 code for a protein of 131 amino acids.